AUGGCCAGCCUGGCAGCGACGUAUUCGAACCAGGGCCGGUGGGAGGAGGCGGAACAGCUCGAGAUGCAGGUCAUGGAGACGAGCAAGACGAAGCUCGGCGUAAACCACCCCGACACGCUGACGAGCAUGGCCAACCAAGCAGCGACAUAUUGGAACCAGGGCCGAUGGGAGGAGGCGGAACAGCUCGAGGUGCAGGUCAUGGAGACGAGCAAGACGAAGCUCGGCGUAAACCACCCCGACACGCUGACGAGCAUGGCCAACCAAGCAGCGACAUAUUGGAACCAGGGCCGAUGGGAGGAGGCGGAACAGCUCGAGGUGCAGGUCAUGGAGACGAGCAAGACGAAGCUCGGCGUAAACCACCCCGACACGCUGACGAGCAUGGCCAACCAAGCAGCGACAUAUUGGAACCAGGGCCGAUGGGAGGAGGCGGAACAGCUCGAGGUGCAGGUCAUGGAGACGAGCAAGACGAAGCUCGGCGUAAACCACCCCGACACGCUGACGAGCAUGGCCAACCAAGCAGCGACAUAUUGGAACCAGGGCCGAUGGGAGGAGGCGGAACAGCUCGAGGUGCAGGUCAUGGAGACGAGCAAGACGAAGCUCGGCGUAAACCACCCCGACACGCUGACGAGCAUGGCCAACCAAGCAGCGACAUAUUGGAACCAGGGCCGAUGGGAGGAGGCGGAACAGCUCGAGGUGCAGGUCAUGGAGACGAGCAAGACGAAGCUCGGCGUAAACCACCCCGACACGCUGACGAGCAUGGCCAACCAAGCAGCGACAUAUUGGAACCAGGGCCGAUGGGAGGAGGCGGAACAGCUCGAGGUGCAGGUCAUGGAGACGAGCAAGACGAAGCUCGGCGUAAACCACCCCGACACGCUGACGAGCAUGGCCAACCAAGCAGCGACAUAUUGGAACCAGGGCCGAUGGGAGGAGGCGGGACAGCUCUUCGUGCAGGUCAUGGAGAUGCGUAAGAUCAAGCUUGGCGUGGGCCAUCCCGACACGUUAAGGAGUAUAGCCAACCUGGCAGCGACGUAUUCGAAUCAGGGCCGGUGGGAGGAGGCGGAACAGCUCGAGGUGCAUGUCAUGGAGAUGAGCAAGACGAAGCUCGGUGUGGACCAUCCCGACACGCUAAGGAGUAUGACCAACCUAGCAUCGACAUAUCGGAAGCAGGGCCGAGGGGAGGAGGCGGCACAGCUCUUCGUGCAGGUCAUGGAGAUGAGUAAGAAUAAGCUUGGCGUGGACCAUCCCGACACGCUGACGAGUAUGGCCAACCUCGCUUUUAUCUGGAAAUCUUCCGGAUAUAAUGUUCAAGCUCUCGAGUUACUGCGAGAUUGCCUGGCCAAGCAGAAACAAAUACUUGGGCCCAUACAUUACCAUACCAUGUCUAGUUCUCAAACUCUGCUGCAGUGGGAAACAGAGAUGCUGGAUAUUGGUAGGUAG
Penicillium brasilianum is the source of this 1437-nucleotide messenger RNA. Lineage: Eukaryota; Fungi; Ascomycota; Eurotiomycetes; Eurotiales; Aspergillaceae. The record is from the annotation of a GenBank genome assembly.